Perca fluviatilis (European perch) is the source of this 379-nucleotide messenger RNA. RefSeq names its product protein NLRC3. The record is from RefSeq and is a predicted model, not a curated record. The transcript has a single exon. The annotation marks the transcript as partial. NCBI's taxonomy places the organism in Eukaryota, Metazoa, Chordata, Actinopteri, Perciformes, Percidae.
GGCAACCUGAUCUUCUAUGAAUCAGACCUGACAGAGUGUGGCAUCGAUAUCAGAGCAGCCUCAGUGUUCACACAGAUCUUUAAAGAGGAGAGAGGACUGUACCAGGACAAGGUCUUCUGCUUCGUCCAUCUAAGUGUUCAGGAGUUUCUGGCAGCUCUUCAUGUCCACCUGACAUUCAUCAACUCUGGAGUCAACCUGCUGACAGACGACCAAACAACCUCCCGAUGGUCUGAAGUGUUCAGAGACAACUCAACACGUUUCUACCAGAGUGCUGUGGACAAGGUCUUACAGAGUCCAAAUGGACACCUGGACUUGUUCCUCCGCUUCCUCCUGGGUCUUUCACUGUAGACCAAUCAGACUCUCCUACGAGGUCUGCUGA